AGUUAACGAUUUUCGGAAUACGAAAUUGCAUCUACUUAAACUUGAUAUGACGUCGGACACUUCAAAUGAUAUUUAUAAGCGAACGAAACGUAUCUAAUAAUUACAUUGCCUUCUGCUGUUAAAGUUUGUCCUUAUUAGAAAAUGCGUGUGACAUAGCGGACUUGAUUUUUUUUUAACAAAAAUUCGGGAUUCAAACUAAAGUAGCUAACGAAAAUGACACAACUACCUUCAGGUAGAUCUGAAUGCCUCCCAAGAAUCCGGCAAUUCGGUAAUGGGCAUUUUUAUAAAAAAUGUGGUACCAAACAGUCCAGCUGGGAGAACAGGUGAAUUUAAGACUGGCGACAGGAUAUUAGAUGUGAGCGGAAUAGACUUGAGAAGAGCCAGUCACGAAAAGGCUAUAGAAGCGAUAAAAAACGCUCCCAAUCCCCUAACAUUUGUUCUUCAAUCUUUGGUACCUUUGAGGGCGAAUCGGACCGAAAAUACAUUCUUAGAUAAAAAUAACAGUAGUCGUGAAGAACAACACAAUCACAUAGAAUCCGAAAAACAAGAAGCGAAGCCUAAGAAGUCGGUAAAAUAUAAAGAUCGAAUAAAUGAAGAAAAAAACGCGAUUAGCCGCGAAUCAGUUCGACGAGGAGCAGGUGGGUCAUUUAAAAACAGGGUAACAGAAUUAAAAUCUUCAAUGAAGAAAAGAGACCAUGAAGAAACGAACAACAAUGUCGCAGAAGAAACGUCCGAAGUCGCUACUACAAAUACUAAUAAACUUGAAUCACCUAGCGAUAGUGACGAUGAAGAAGACGUACGUGAAUUAGAAGGUCGUACUGUUAGUGCAAAAGGACAGGAGAUCGACAGGGCAAGCGCAGCCAACAUAAAAAGGACCAAAGAAGAAAUAGCUGCUGAUACCGAAGAAGAGGAUGACUUUGGAUACACAACAAAGAAGGUUUUAAAAAAAUAUGCCAAUUUGGGUAACAAGGUACUUAUUGUACAACUGGAACGAACCCAGCAAGGAUUAGGAAUAAGUCUGGCAGGACAUAAAAACAGAAGCUGCAUGGCAGUUUUUGUUUGUGGCCUCAAUCCAAGCGGCGCAGCUUUUCGUACCGGCGAAAUACAAGUCGGUGAUGAAAUUUUAGAGGUAAUAUCUAAUUAAUAACUAUUUUAAAAACAAUGCCACAUCUUCCUCAUCAUCACAAGGACACACGAAUCUUUGCAAUCUCAUUUGUAAUCUAAUCUAACUCUACCUAUACCCCUUUAACUCCUUCUUCUGCUUCUAAUAUAUCGCUGCUAACUAGCUCAAAAAAUUUAAUUGACAAAAAAAGGAAUAGAAUCUUUAACAGUCGAUGGUGGUUUAUGUAACAGCUACAUGUGUACGUACAGUACAGUAUUUACAUUACCACGCACAAUAUCAAUAACGAUAACCAUUUCCUUAAUUAGGUGUGUAUUAAAAUUCAAAUAUACACACAUGUGUCGAGGUGCUUAAUAAAUGGUGUCCCCGACACUGUUAAUUUAAAGUACA
Agrilus planipennis (emerald ash borer) is the source of this 1510-nucleotide messenger RNA. Its product is annotated as inaD-like protein. The transcript is spliced from 6 exons. Gene Ontology annotation, molecular function: protein binding. NCBI's taxonomy places the organism in Eukaryota, Metazoa, Arthropoda, Insecta, Coleoptera, Buprestidae. The record is from RefSeq and is a predicted model, not a curated record. The coding region runs from base 272 to 1144 and encodes 290 amino acids.